Molecule: messenger RNA, 2130 nt
Organism: Guyanagaster necrorhizus
Lineage: Eukaryota; Fungi; Basidiomycota; Agaricomycetes; Agaricales; Physalacriaceae
Product: calcium ATPase
Exons: 15
Coding region: 1-2130 (709 amino acids)
Biological process (GO): proton transmembrane transport; sodium ion export across plasma membrane; intracellular potassium ion homeostasis
Cellular component (GO): plasma membrane
Molecular function (GO): P-type sodium:potassium-exchanging transporter activity; ATP binding; ATP hydrolysis activity
Source: RefSeq, a predicted model, not a curated record
AUGGCGCGGGUUGAAGCAUUCAUGCAGAAAACCUUCACUUGCAUGGACUUCAAUCUCCGUCCAGGGGACUGGAAUGAAGCAACAAACUGGCUGGGGGAGAGGUGGGCUUCGGACAAGACGGGUACUUUGACUCAGAACAAAAUGACUGUGGUUAAUGUCGCUAUCGGAGAUGAGCUUUUGACGGUCUCAGAAGCAAGAACGGCUGCAGCUGAAGAUGACACUCUCGGCCAGAUGGGGACUUACCUGUGGAGCUUCGGAAGGUUCACGGAGAUGCUACGGGUAUACGUCUCUAAAUAUGACGUCGAUCUUUCCACUGAUGCGAAGCGCGUAGACACCGGUCUACUUCGGUUUUCAGAGAGCUUCGAUCCUGUUGAAAGCAGCCGAGCAGCAUGGAUAGAGUGUGCGAAGCUUGCCUUCAAUUCUAAGAAUAAGUUUGCCAUACAAGUGCCUCCCCAAGAGAAACCGACUACCUCUGAUGGCUUUGAUGUGUCAUCGGACCACAUAAUGGAUUCGAAGGCAUCGAUUGUGUCACUGGAUGGGACCAUCGUAGACCGUUUUUCGGCGAUACAAGAACAAUUCGCAUCAAGUGGCCAACGCGUUCUACUCAUGGCCAAGAAGGUCAUCCGCGGCGACGAACUUCCAACAGACUUUUUCGUCAAAUCUGGUUCUUUUCCAAUGGAAGACCGUAUGCUUGGUCUCAACUUCGACUUGACAGUAGUUGGCUUGGUGGCUUUGAUAGACCCACCGAAAGGCGAUGUUAAGCGCACCGUUUCCACGGCGCGUCGAGCAGGAAUUCGGUUUGCAAUGGUUACAGGCGAUUUCUCCUCUACUGCUGCCGCCAUCGCUCAGCAGGUGGGAAUCAUCACGACGCCAAUGAGCGAAGUGAAGUAUGUUAAAGACCUUCCGCCUGACGCCUCUUUAGAGUCGGUGGCUGGGUACGAGCCCGAUAUUGAGAGUCGCUUGGUCCCGGAUAUGCGAAGUCUUGUCCUAAGCGGUUCUGACCUUAUCGGCAUGAUUGAGUCGCAAUGGAAACAGGCACUCGCCUUUGACGAGAUCGUUUUCGCCCGAACAACUCCUCAGCAGAAACUGCAAAUCGUGAAGAAAUUGCAAGCGGGGGGAUGUACUGUUGCGGUGACAGGCGAUGGAGUGAAUGAUUCCCCGGCAUUAAAGCAAGCCGACGUUGGAGUGGCGAUCGCUGGAGGUUCCGAAGUCGCCAUGGAGGCCGCGGACUUGAUUCUGCUCUCAGACUUUUCUGCUAUCAUCACGGGAAUCCAGUAUGGACGCUUGUGCUUUGAGAACCUUCGAAAGUCAAUAUUGUAUCUCUUGCCUGCUGGCAGUUUCUCUGAGCUCAUGCCUAUCGUUCUCAAUAUACUCACCGGGGUGCCUCAAGCACUGAGCAAUUUCCAGAUGAUCAUCAUCUGUAUUUUCACGGAUGUUUCUCCUGCAUUGUCAAUGGUGAAAGAGAAGCCCGAAGCAGAUCUAUUAUUACGCCGUCCUCGUGAUCGCCGAAAGGACCGUUUGGUCAACUGGAGACUCUUGCUGCAUGCGUAUUUCUUUCUGGGCUUGAUAGAAACAGCAACAUCCAUGGUUGGAGCGUUCUAUUUCGGAUUUCAGCGCCAUGGCGUCCCAUUCUCUGCCCUGUGGCUCAAAUACGGAAAUUAUGACGUAAACCCCGCGCGGAUUCAGGAGCUUACGAACAGGGCACAGUCUAUCUAUUUCUUCAAUUUGGUCAUAAUGCAGUGGUUCAAUCUACUUGCGACACGUACCAGAAGACUGUCGUUGUUUCAACAAAAUCCUUUUGGUUCCAAAACGCGCAAUCUUUUCAUUUUCCCUGCUAUGGCUGCUGCACUCGUUAUUGCCUGCUUCUUCUCUUACAUCCCUUGGUUCCAAAGGGUUCUUUCGACGCGAGGAGUCAGUGUUGAGUUCUUCUUCCUGCCAAUUGCAUAUGGUAUCGGAAUGCUUUUCCUUGACGAAGCACGCAAAUGGUGGAACAGGAUGCGCCUGUCAUCGUUCCUUGCGCGAAUCGCAUGCGAUAUUACUAUAGAGCGUUUUUUCCGGCUUUCUGCCGUAGUUCACAUAGAAUUACUAAUGUCAUGCGAUGAAGGACACCCCUAUUCAGGACACGUAUAA